Messenger RNA from Alnus glutinosa, 2166 nucleotides. Its product is annotated as carotenoid cleavage dioxygenase 7, chloroplastic. The record is from RefSeq and is a predicted model, not a curated record. NCBI's taxonomy places the organism in Eukaryota, Viridiplantae, Streptophyta, Magnoliopsida, Fagales, Betulaceae. Gene Ontology annotation, cellular component: chloroplast stroma. Bases 58 to 1893 code for a protein of 611 amino acids. The transcript is spliced from 7 exons. Gene Ontology annotation, molecular function: 9-cis-epoxycarotenoid dioxygenase activity. Gene Ontology annotation, biological process: carotene catabolic process.
CGUAUUUAAAGCACAUACAUAUAUGCCGCCUUUCCUACAGAAAAUUCUUGCCUAAAGAUGCUAGCCAAAACCCACCAUGUCAAUAUUCUAACAAGUUUCCGUUCGCCGGCGAAACUAACUCCGGUUGUAGCGCACCGGUUUAGGCCGCCAUCGCAUGCCAUAUCCAUCCCCACAUCAAGUAGCCAUGUUUCAAGCCCUUCAGCCAUAGAUGUUCUCGAUGAAUCCGUGGCUGCAUUUUGGGACUACCAGUUCCUAUUUGUGUCGCAACGCUCCGAGGCAGCCAAACCCAUAACUCUUCCCGUUGUCAACGGUGCAAUACCACACGACUUUCCCUCCGGCACGUAUUAUUUGGCCGGGCCGGGGCUUUUCGCCGACGACCAUGGCUCGACGGUGCACCCGCUGGAUGGCCACGGUUACCUCAGGGCCUUUACGUUUGAUGAGGUGUCUAGGGAGGUCAAGUUCAUGGCUAGGUACGUGAAGACCCAUGCUCAGGUGGAGGAGCACGACCCUGUGACCGACACGUGGCGGUUCACCCACCGGGGCCCAUUUUCGGUGUUGAAAGGAGGACGCAAGGUUGGUAAUACCAAGGUGAUGAAAAAUGUGGCUAAUACUAGCGUGUUGAGGUGGGGAGGGAGGGUACUGUGUUUGUGGGAAGGUGGGGAGCCAUAUGAGAUUGAAUCUGGGACGUUGGAUACGGUUGGGAGGUUUGAUGUGAUGGACGGUUGUGAUUCGUUGCCGGAAAGUGGAAAGAAUAGUGGUGAUAUAUGGGACGUAGCUGCCGGCCUGUUGAAGCCACUUUUGUAUGGAGUAUUUAAAAUGCCUCCAAAACGACUGUUAUCUCAUUAUAAGAUCGAUGCUCGCAUGAAUAGACUUCUUACAGCCUCAUGCAAUGCAGAGGAUAUGCUACUGCCGCGCAGUUCUUUUACGUUUUCCGAAUUUGAUUCAGACUUCAAGCUGUUGAAGAAGCAAGAGUUCAACAUCCCUGAUCACAUAAUGAUCCAUGAUUGGGCCUUCACGGAAACUCAUUAUAUACUAUUCGCCAAUCGCAUUAAGCUUGAUGUUAUAGGUUCAAUGGCGGCAGUGGGUGGAAUAUCCCCAAUGAUAUCAGCAAUAUCAGUGAACCCUAGUAAACAAACAUCUCCCAUAUAUUUGCUUCCUCGAUUUCCAGAUGAAUUUGGGGAAGAAGGUCGAGAUUGGAGAGUGCCCGUUGAAGCUCCUUCACAGUUUUGGUUGCUCCACGUUGGCAAUGCUUUUGAGGUUAAGGAUCUCAAUGCCAAUUUACACAUCCAAAUACAAGCCGUCACUUGCUCCUACCACUGGUUCAACUUUCAUAAAGUUUUUGGUUAUAAUUGGCAAAGCGGUAAGCUAGACCCUUCAACUAUGAACGUAAAUGAAGGUGAAAAUGAGUUCCUACCUCAUCUUGCUAAGGUAUGUAUUCAACUAGACGCUGAUGGGAAGAGCCAAAAAUGUAGUGUGGAGGCCAUGAAUGAAUGGGAAAGGUCAUCAGAUUUCCCUGUAAUAAACCCAGCCUUCUCUGGGAGCAAAAACACAUACAUUUAUGCAGCAACUUCUUCUGGGUCUCGCCCAACGUUACCACAUUUUCCGUUUGAUAGUGUGGUGAAGCUCAACUUGUUAAACAAUUCUGUCCGUACAUGGUCCGUCGGUAGCCGGAGAUUUAUCGGCGAGCCGAUUUUCGUUGCCAAAGGGGAUGAAGAAGACGAUGGAUACCUUCUUGUGGUUGAGUAUGCGGUUUCAAUACAGAGGUGCUAUCUUGUGAUUCUGGAUCCUAAGAGGAUUGGAGAAGACGAUGCACUCGUAGCAAGACUUGAAGUCCCCAAGAACCUGAAUUUUCCUCUUGGCUUUCAUGGCUUUUGGGCCUCUGAUGACAAGUAAUUUUAUUUGCUUGCUAUAAAUAAAAAAACAUUUCCGUUGGCUCCGGAUGCAUUUGAACGGGAGAGGAGCCGGCCGAUUCAUGUAAACAGAAGGACAAAAUUAUCAUUUCACAUUAUUGGCUCUUCUCACCAAUUCAUUUAAAUUGAAAAAAAAAUAUCCAAAUUCCAUGCAGAAGGGCUAGUCAUGUUCUUUAAUAGAUUGAGACUUUUAUCUUCUUGUACAGUCUCAAUAUUGUUAGUGUUAAUAUGAAAUUAUUUCUUUCUUUGGUCUGAA